Nerophis lumbriciformis (worm pipefish) is the source of this 1428-nucleotide messenger RNA. NCBI's taxonomy places the organism in Eukaryota, Metazoa, Chordata, Actinopteri, Syngnathiformes, Syngnathidae. The record is from RefSeq and is a predicted model, not a curated record.
AUGUCGGACUUCGAUGAAUUUGAGCGGCAGCUAUCCGAAAACAAGCAAGCCGAGCGGGACAAAGAGAACCGGCACCACCGCCGCUCUGGCUCCCGUAGCCGUAGCCGAGACCGGAAGAGGAGGAGCAGAGACAGGGACAGACGUAGCCGGGAUCGCCGUGGCGACAGUAAGGAUCGCAGACACAGACGCAGCCUACAGAACAAAAAACAAGUAUUCCAUGUCUUGUGUGUAUCCCACAGCCGUUCUCCGCACCGUGAGAAGAAGAAGAUAAAGGUGAAGAAGUACUGGGAUGUCCCGCCACCUGGUUUUGAAAACAUCAGCCCCAUGCAGUACAAAGCCAUGCAAGCUGCCGGCCAGAUCCCAGCAACAGCCCUCUUGCCCACCAUGACUCCAGACGGCCUGGCUGUCACUCCCACCCCAGUGCCAGUCGUGGGCAGCCAGAUGACCCGACAGGCUCGAAGGCUUUACGUGGGGAACAUCCCCUUUGGGAUCACUGAGGAGUCAAUGAUGGAUUUCUUUAAUGCUCAGAUGCGUCUCGGUGGUCUCACUCAGGCACCGGGCAACCCGGUGCUUGCGGUGCAGAUCAAUCAAGAUAAGAAUUUUGCCUUCCUUGAGUUCCGCUCAGUGGAUGAGACAACACAGGCAAUGGCUUUUGAUGGAAUCAUCUUUCAAGGCCAAAGCCUAAAAAUUCGUCGUCCCCACGAUUACCAGCCACUGCCGGGCAUGAGCGAGAACCCCAGUGUCUAUGUGCCUGGAGUGGUCUCCACAGUAGUGCCCGACUCGGCCCACAAACUCUUCAUCGGCGGGCUGCCCAACUACCUAAAUGACGACCAGGUGAAGGAGCUUUUGACGUCAUUUGGCCCUCUGAAGGCCUUCAACCUGGUCAAGGACAGUGCUACAGGCCUGUCUAAAGGAUAUGCGUUCUGCGAAUACGUUGACGUCAAUCUAAAUGACCAGGCGAUUGCCGGGCUCAACGGUAUGCAACUGGGAGACAAGAAACUCCUGGUACAGCGGGCCAGUGUGGGAUCCAAGAACGCAACUCUGACCAGUAUAAACCAGACCCCCGUCACGCUGCAGGUGCCUGGCCUGAACAGCACAGUCACCCAAAUGGGUGGCCUGCCCACCGAGGUGCUAUGCCUGAUGAACAUGGUGGCGCCCGAAGAGUUGCUUGACGAUGAAGAGUAUGAGGAGAUUGUGGAAGACGUCCGGGACGAGUGUAGCAAGUACGGCCAAGUCAAGAGCAUCGAGAUCCCGCGGCCCGUCGACGGCCUGGAAGUGCCCGGCACUGGCAAGAUCUUUGUGGAGUUCAUGUCCGUUUUUGAUUCCCAGAAAGCCAUGCAGGGCUUAACAGGAAGGAAAUUUGCCAACAGAGUAGUGGUGACCAAGUACUGCGACCCAGACGCGUAUCAUCGCCGGGACUUCUGGUAG